CGCCGCCGCUGGUGCUGCCGUCGCAGCCGCCGCCGCCGCAGCCGCCGCUGCAGCCGCCGCGCCGCGGCUUGAGGGCGGGAGGCUGGGGGAGGGUAGCGGAGCCGGCGCUGCCGCCAUGUUGGGUCUGAGGCGGCUGCUGUAGGCGCCUACGGAGCAAGCGGGCGUGCUGAGCGGCCACAGCGGCGCGGGAUCUGCCUCUCUGCGAGCGGCCGGGAGCGGCGGCGGCGGCGGCGCCAUGAGCGGGGGCACCCCUUACAUCGGCAGCAAGAUUAGCCUUAUCUCCAAGGCGGAGAUCCGCUACGAGGGCAUCCUCUACACUAUCGACACCGAGAACUCUACCGUAGCUCUCGCCAAAGUUCGGUCCUUUGGUACAGAAGACAGACCAACAGAUCGUCCAAUACCACCUCGAGAUGAAGUCUUUGAAUACAUUAUAUUCCGUGGGAGUGAUAUUAAAGACCUCACUGUUUGUGAGCCACCAAAACCACAAUGUUCUUUGCCUCAGGACCCAGCUAUCGUUCAGUCUUCACUAGGCUCAUCUACUUCUUCAUUCCAGUCAGUGGGCUCCUAUGGACCUUUCGGCAGGAUGCCAACAUACAGUCAAUUCAGUCCAAGUUCAUUAGUCGGGCAGCAGUUUGGGGCUGUUGGUGUUGCUGGAAGCUCCUUGACAUCCUUUGGAACAGAAGCAUCAAACAGCGGUACCCUGUCCCAAAGUAGUGCAGUUGGUUCUGCCUUUACACAGGAUACAAGAUCUCUAAAAACACAGUUAUCUCAAGGUCGUUCAAGCCCUCAGUUAGACCCUUUGAGAAAAAGCCCAACCAUGGAACAAGCAGUGCAGACAGCCUCGGCCCACUUACCUGCUCCAGCACCUGUUGGGAGAAGGAGCCCUGUAUCAUCAACCAGGCCUUUACCAUCAACCAGCCAAAAAGCAAUAGAGAAUCAAGAGCACAGGCGAGCUGAAGUACACAAGGUUUCAAGACCAGAAAAUGAGCAACUCAGAAAUGAUAGCAAGAGACAAAUCGUUCCAGGUGCUCCUUCAGCUCCACGGAGAGGGCGUGGGGGUCAUCGAGGUGGCAGGGGAAGAUUUGGUAUUCGACGAGAUGGUCCAAUGAAAUUUGAGAAAGACUUUGACUUUGAAAGUGCAAAUGCACAAUUUAACAAGGAGGAAAUCGACAGAGAGUUUCAUAAUAAACUUAAAUUGAAAGAAGAUAAACUUGAGAAACAGGAGAAGCCUGUAAAUGGUGAAGAUAAAGGAGACUCAGGAGUUGACACCCAAAACAGUGAAGGAAAUGCAGAUGAAGAAGAUCCACUUGGACCUAACUGCUAUUAUGACAAAACUAAAUCUUUCUUUGAUAAUAUUUCUUGUGAUGAUAACAGAGAACGGAGACCAACCUGGGCUGAAGAAAGAAGAUUAAAUGCAGAAACAUUUGGAAUCCCACUUCGUCCAAACCGUGGCCGUGGAGGGUACAGAGGCAGGGGAGGUCUUGGUUUCCGUGGUGGCCGAGGACGUGGUAGCGGCCGAGGUGGUAACUUUGCCACUCCUCGAGGAUUUCGUGGUGGAUUCAGAGGAGGUCGUGGGGGCAGGGAGUUUGCAGAUUUCGAAUAUAGGGCAUAUCAGCUACCUGUUGAAGAACGUGUGGCAACUCCUGUUGAAGACCACAUUGAGUCAGCUUGGUUUGAGAAAAAAAAGACAACAAAGUUGCUGCAUAGUCUGCAAACAAGUCUUUGAAAAUAGAUGGAUUUUUAGCUCUUCGUGGUCCUGAGAAUUGGUUUCAGUCUUUGAGAAGAAUGAAAAAGUGAAUUUGCUGUAUAUUUGUCACCAGCACUGGGUUUUUUUUGUUUGUUUGUUUGUUUUUCUGCUUAAUUUCAAAGAUACAAUACAGUUAAUUUUGGGGGUGGGAGGGAAGGCUCAUCUUAAUAAAUGAGCAUUAAAUAUAUUUGGAAUAGCAGAAGGUUAAGUAAUUUCUUAUGUAUAGUUAAACUAAAGCAGUACUCCAGUGGAACUUAUAAGUAUUUUUUCAUCACUGAAAGGAUUUUUCUUAUCACUAAAUUGUAUUUGGCAAUUAUUGUGAGUUGCCUGCAGAUAGGGCCGUGUUACUGUAUUGAGCCACAGAAGGAAGGGUCUGUGUGUGUAUGUGUCUGUGUGUCUGUCUAUAUCUUUCUUUUUCUUUCUUUCUUUCUUUUUUUGGAAAUCCUGUAAUAACCCUUCUGAGGUAGCUUAUUUCGUCAAUUAAUUAGGGUGCUGGAUGGUAGAGAAUUUUGUCAGUCAACUAUGUACACACAGUAAAUACUGUUUCUUAGGCAAAGGUAACUUUUUUAUAUAGUUGUAAAAUUCCAUUAUAUUCCAUUGCCAAAGAAACAUUAAGAACUUUGUAUAGCUGUAUAAAAAGCAACUAAUUUUUUAAAGAAUAAACAUUUUAAAGUCAGCAAACAUACUGUGUCCUUGCAGAAGUUGAUGUGCUGAGGAGCAGAAGUAUGGGUGGGUCUUUUUUUCAUAGCUUUUCAGGCUUAAGAUUGUUGAUUUUGAUUUUUUUUUUAAAUGUUUGGAACGUAAAUGAAGAUUUGAUACAUUCUUUCAUUAUCUAAAAAGGGUAAAUUACUUAUGCUCAUUGUAAGAACUUUAUUUUGUAGCAAAUGGCAUAUCACAGGAUUUAUCCACAUAAUAGAUAUUUUCAGUAUACAAAUGUAAAUAAUCAUAGAUAAGAAUGUACUUAGCUGUAUUUUCAAAUAAGUAAACCCCCCCUUUUUUAAGACAAUAAAACUAGGUGUCAAUUAACCUGUUCUUCCUGA
Orcinus orca (killer whale) is the source of this 2787-nucleotide messenger RNA. RefSeq names its product LSM14A mRNA processing body assembly factor (gene LSM14A). The record is from RefSeq and is a predicted model, not a curated record. The transcript has 11 exons. The coding region runs from base 236 to 1726 and encodes 496 amino acids. Gene Ontology annotation, cellular component: P-body. NCBI's taxonomy places the organism in Eukaryota, Metazoa, Chordata, Mammalia, Artiodactyla, Delphinidae. Gene Ontology annotation, molecular function: mRNA binding. Gene Ontology annotation, biological process: cytoplasmic stress granule assembly; P-body assembly.